GAGUAAAAUUGGGCCAUUUCAAGCCCGUGUUUUAUUUUAUGCUGUAGGCUCUUAUGGCAGGAUCAUUCAAUCUGUCCAUCCAGCCUCAUUUCCUGACACAGGCAGACCUCCCGGUUGGAUGUAUUGACAAAUAAUAAAAUUAUAUAAAUAAAUAAAUACAUAAAUAAAUCAAUAAACUCAGCGCAAGCUUGCCGGCCAGUGUCCCGCGAGCAGAGAAAGAAACAGAAGUCUUGUAAAGAUGAUGUCAGGCAAUUACACUAGUAUUGAUAAUCAAAAGGUCUCGGGAUCCGUACCUUCUGUUCCAGAUCCAGGCCUCUCUGGUAAAUUCUCAGAUUCGAAUCUGCAGACGUUUCCUCCACCAAAUGCGCAUGGGAAAAUCUCCGGUGGAUCUCACCCUCCUCGCGAUGCUGAUGUUUUUUGUAUUGGUGCAGAUACAUUUUCAAAACCUUCUUCUGGUUCUGAUGAACCCCAGCAAAGUGGUUGGUUGCGGACAUUCACAAUUGCUGCAUAUAAGCCAUACUUUGAUAUAGACACUACAGAUGUUUUGGAGAGAAUCAAAGAUUCGCUUUUCCCUUUCAGAGGAACGUUUUCUGAGAAAACUGCUGGCAACCCAGAUUUGUAUGGACCAUUCUGGAUAUGCACUACCCUAAUCUUUGUGGCAGCUUCAAUUGGCACUUUUGUUACCUAUAUAGCACACAAGCUGCAGAAGAAAGAAUGGGAUUAUGACAUAAAUCUGGUGACUUGGUCUGCUGGUGUUUUUUAUGGCUAUGUCACCAUUGUUCCUCUUGGUUUGUAUGUGAUCCUUAAGUACUUCUCAGCACCAUCAGGCCUUGUCCAGCUGUUUUGUCUAUAUGGUUACUCCCUAUUCAUCUUUAUUCCUGCACUGUGUCUCUCCAUUAUUCCCUUGGAAAUUUUCAGGUGGGUGAUUGCAGGUGUGGCAGGCUUUAUGUCAGCAUCCUUUGUGGCACUUAAUCUACGAGCUCAUAUCAUGUCAGCAGGUGAAAGGUGGUUUUUGAUUGUUGCUAGCAUCUUUUUGUUGCAGCUGGCUCUGUCUGUGGUUUUGAAGCUUUAUUUGUUCACUGUUACAGUAUAAGAAUAAACUAUCAUGAAAAAUUUGUAGAUCACAAUGAAAGUUUUACUUCUUUUUUGGUAA
Molecule: messenger RNA, 1153 nt
Organism: Hevea brasiliensis (rubber tree)
Lineage: Eukaryota; Viridiplantae; Streptophyta; Magnoliopsida; Malpighiales; Euphorbiaceae
Exons: 6
Coding region: 239-1093 (284 amino acids)
Biological process (GO): vesicle-mediated transport
Cellular component (GO): membrane; Golgi apparatus
Molecular function (GO): small GTPase binding
Source: RefSeq, a predicted model, not a curated record